AUGCGGAUUCUGCAAAUUUUCCAUCUUUAUCAGGAUAAUUCUGCGCGCUGUUGGAUCUUUGAAAAAAAUCAACUUAAAGAAGCUCCCGUGCACACAAAUUUCCCAGAGCUAAAAGAAUCAAUAGAUCUCUCAGUAGUAUCUCAUCAAUGCUUUGGUCUUACACUUGCACCUGGAGAAGUAAUGAUUGCUGUGGUCCGCAGCUUGGAUCCAAAUAUGCUAGAUCAGAUGUAUCAAGCCAGGACACAAAAGGCAGUGGUUGAGUUCAUUUGGAUUGGUGGUCAGUUCCUUGGCAUUCCACUAAACAAGGACAUUUAUAUCUCCAACAAACAAUCUGCAAAUUCAUCCGAGACUAACUUCUUAUGGUGGGGUUCCAACAUUCUUUGGUCAUUGAAGAAUUAUGAAAAAUGUGAAACCAGACUUGUCUUAUGGGAUGUCAUAGCUGCUUUACAAGUGCUCAUGAAAUCCGCACCAGCAUUUCUGGAGACACUAAUGCAUAAAUGGGUCUCAGAUUUGUUUUCAGAUGAUCAACAACGUGUUUCUAUCGAUACACUGUGUCAGUGUAAAAAGGACAUGAUGUCCAAUGUCAGCUCGCGGAAGCUACACCUGCUGAAUAUCAUUUGUAGGAAAGUAAUGCUUCGUGAUCCUGCUGGAGAAAAUGGUAAUAGCACGUCAACUGAUUUGUGGAGCAGUCUUCUAUUGAGCAGCGAAAGAGAGCUACGAGAGAGACUUGUGGCUUUCACUUUUGCUGCUGCCUUGAAUCGAAUGUCAUAUUUUCGCAAGGGUGCAUGUGCUGAAAACAUGUGGUUUCCUGUUGGUGUUGCCCAGAUGCGUUCUUGGGUGUCUAUGAACAGUGGAGGAGUGCAUAAUCAGCUCAGGUCUCUCAGUUCGACAAUUAAACGUCUUGGAAGCAGGAUCAACUCUGUGUGUGAAUACUCGGCUAAAGAAACCUGUGCCUAUUGCUCCACACCGGUUCACUUGGAGUCACCUGACAUAGCCUUGUGUGGAAGUGUCGAUCCUGCUAUUGUUCCCACGGAAAGGCACAAGCUGUCAAGAUGUGCAGCAUCGAUGCGCUUAUGCUCUGUUCUGGAACCAACCUGGUACUGUGUAUGUUGUGGAGGAAUGGUUGAUAAGCUUGUGCCCGAGACCUAUUUCACCAUGAAGACAUCUCCCUUGUUGGAUGCUGCAGAUCCAGAUGAUGAAUCGUCACUUUAUUCAGCACCUGCUGUUCCUCGUUGCCCCUUCUGCGGCAUACUGCUGCAAAGGUUGAUGCCAGAGUUCCUGCUCUCCGUCUCCCUGGUAUAG
Triticum turgidum subsp. durum (durum wheat) is the source of this 1302-nucleotide messenger RNA. The record is from the annotation of a GenBank genome assembly. NCBI's taxonomy places the organism in Eukaryota, Viridiplantae, Streptophyta, Magnoliopsida, Poales, Poaceae.